GCUUCAACAAACAUUUGUGAAAGACUGUGCAAUAAGUCCAUCCGUGAAAUUUCCUUGCUACUAAAUAUUCCACAGUCAACUGUUAGUGGUAUUAUAACAAAGUGGAAGCAACUGGGAACAACAGCAACUCAAAGUGGUGGGCCACGUAAAAUGACAGAGCGGGGUCAGCACAUGCUGAAGUGCACAGAAGUCGCCAACUGUCUGCAGAGUCAAUAGCUAAAGACAAAUAACUUCAUGUGUCCUUCAGAUUAGCACAACAGUGUGUAAAGAGCUUCAUGGAAUGGGUUUCCAUGGCUGAGCAGCUGCAUCCAAG
This is a messenger RNA of Staurois parvus, 313 nucleotides long. The record is from the annotation of a GenBank genome assembly. Lineage: Eukaryota; Metazoa; Chordata; Amphibia; Anura; Ranidae.